Drosophila persimilis is the source of this 1186-nucleotide messenger RNA. RefSeq lists its product as uncharacterized. The transcript is spliced from 3 exons. The coding region runs from base 429 to 1076 and encodes 215 amino acids. The record is from RefSeq and is a predicted model, not a curated record. Lineage: Eukaryota; Metazoa; Arthropoda; Insecta; Diptera; Drosophilidae.
AAAAUUGAAAAUAAGCCAACAAUUUACAACGAAAACGACAAGUGAAUGCCUUAAAUUUUUUGCUAGUGUUUUAUGCUAAUUAAUUGCUACUCUGCGAAAGCCCUAACCAGAUCAGAAGGUCGCCAGAUACCCUCACGUACACCCGUAACCAAAACAAAUGUGAAAAUAACAGCAACAACAGCAACGAGACGCCAUUAACCGGUUUCAAAAUUUUCCACAACAAAUUAAGUUUUCCCCUGUUUGCCUUUGCAUAAAUUUCCAGUGAAGUGCACAUCCACAGGCACAUCUAUACAAUAUUUACGUAUAUGUGUUGUCUUGCGGUAAUACCAUAAGGGCCUAAAAGCUAAAGACAAACAAAAAUAAAGCCACUUGCAAACAUAACUGUGAAAAAGAGCUUUGGUGUCAGGCCACCGUACACACACACAGCCAUGGGAUAUUCCAUUAAGAAUAGCGAAACCGGAGAGUUGGAGUACUUCUACACGGACUCGUCCCGUGUUACACAGCCCGCCUACGAUGGAGAGACCGGAGAGCCCGUCCACGGCCAAAUGAAGGUGCGCUAUCGCAAGCAUCACAAUUUCCAUGUUCCGAAGCACUGCCUCCGUGGCACCCUGUGCGACGAGAUGGACGACCUAAUGACGAACAAAUAUCAGGGGGAUCUGGACAUAACCGUGCAGCAUGGUGCUCGCAAGGAGCCGAAGAAAACGACCCCAGGCUAUGAGCGCGAGGACUACUGUCACAUGGAUGGUGUGAGCAGUAAUAUCAUCUUGGGCUACGAACGCCAGCAUUAUCUGCUUUUCCUGGUCCCGACACUUUUCUGCUACAACUUCUUCAUUGGCGCCCUGAUGGCAUUGAUUGAGAUUUUCCUGCACAUGAUGUCGCACCACAAGAACGGCCUGACCAUGCAGAAGACCCUGUACUUCCGCAGCCCCUUGCAUGUGCUCUCCUCGCAGUUCUGCGCCAUCUGUCGCACCGAGUCCGACAGCAAGUACAAUCGCAUCUUCGAUAUUCUGAACAAACAAAUGCGCACCGCUCAUCGCUCGGCCACACUCAAGAACAUGGCCAAGGCCAUGGGAUAGUUCUCGAAGAGACGCACUAUUACACGGCAUCGGAAAACUAUAUUUAAUAACAGAAACGUUUAUGUCACACGAUCAACACAAAAUAAAUGCACUAAAAUAUCACUCAAGUA